Messenger RNA from Tripterygium wilfordii, 1026 nucleotides. RefSeq names its product FCS-Like Zinc finger 13-like. The transcript is spliced from 2 exons. Bases 89 to 805 code for a protein of 238 amino acids. The record is from RefSeq and is a predicted model, not a curated record. Lineage: Eukaryota; Viridiplantae; Streptophyta; Magnoliopsida; Celastrales; Celastraceae.
ACCUUGUGUUGUUCUUGUGGAGAUUUAUUUUCAUACCCAUCUCUCCAAUUUUGUGCUAAAACAUUCUUGUAGUACAAAAUUUGUAGUCAUGUUGGGGAAGAGAACCCACCUCGGAAAGUUGUCGGAAUUAUUCGUUUCCGGCAACCGUGCCAGAGUAGUUUCAGAGGCUACCACUAGUCCAAGAUGUCCAUUAUAUUUGAAAGCUCAAUCACCCAGAUGUGGAACAAAGUGUUAUGAGCUUGGUGGGGUUGGAUUGGGGAUUGUUGCUGCCCUUGAAAAACCAAGUAGUAGUAAUGGCAAAGGACAUGAAAUUCUGGCCAAGUAUGCCAUAACAAGUCCCCGGUGUUCGAUCAAAUCGGCUCCGAUUCCAGCCUAUUCCGGUAGAAAUUGUGGUGGGUUUGAGGAGGAGAUUGAUUUGGAGAAUUACACUUACGUCACAUUUCAUGGACCAGACAACAAAUCCAUCACAAAAGUGUAUCAUGAUGGUGGUGAUAAUGCUAGGAUUGAUAAUGUUUGUGAAGCGAAGAAGACGAAGAAGAAGACGAGACGUUUCAAUCAAAAUUCGUACCCAGUUUCAGAUUUUCUUAGCUCUUGUCAUCUGUGUCAGAAGCAGCUUCAUGGGAAAGACAUAUACAUGUACAGGGGUGAGAAGGCGUUUUGCAGUCCAGAGUGUCGAUCGAGGCAAAUAAUGGUGGAUGAGCGCAAAGAGCAGUGUAGAUCAUCAGAUGCUGCGAGAUCUGCAGAUUUGUCGAGCUCGCCUUACACAAGAGACCAGAUCUUCUCUACUGGAAUUCUUGCGAUUUAGCUUAUGAAGGCAACACCACCACCACCAGUCAUGAAAUCUGCAGUUUUUUUUUUCUUUUUCUUACACUGGAAUACUAUAAAUAUCAAAAGUUAUAUGACACUGGAGAGUAAAUAACAAUGGAAAAUUUUGAUCAGAUGUAAUCGUUUAAAUGCUAUGAACUUUCUUCAUUUUUGGGUAUCUCUUGAUUUGAAUAAAUCUGAGUUCUUACAGAACAAACACGU